GGCCCAGAUCAAAGGCAACCUGGGCCGGGCCGUGCAGCUGCAGGAGCUGUGGCCCGGGGGGCUCUUCUGGACCAGGAAACUCUCCACGUAUAUCCGACUAUAUGGGAGAAAAUUCAGCAAAGAAGAUCAUGUGCUUUUUAUCAAGUUGUUGUACGAGUUAGUAACAAUUCCAAAGCUGGAGAUCAGCAUGAUGCAAGGAUUUGCACGUCUGUUGAUAAACCUGUUAAAGAAAAAAGAACUUCUUUCAAGAGAUGAUUUGGAGUUACCAUGGAGACCACUUUAUGAAAUGUUGGAGAGGAUAUUGUAUUCCAAAACAGAACACCUUGGAUUAAAUUGGUUUCCUAAUUCUGUAGAAAGCGUUCUAAAAACACUUGUGAAAAGCUGUCGACCGUAUUUUCCAGAAAAUGCCUCCAUGGAGAUGCUAGAUGAAUGGCGGCCUUUAAUGUGCCCGUUUGAUGUUACCAUGCAAAAGGCCAUCACCUAUUUUGAAUUAUUUCUACCCACUUCCCUUCCUCCAGAACUUCACCAUAAAGGUUUUAAGCUUUGGUUUGAUGAAUUUAUAGGCCUUUGGUUUUCCGUUCAGAAUCUUCCACAAUGGGAGGGGCAUCUAGUAAACCUUUUUGCGCGCUUGGCCACUGACAACAUAGGGUACAUAGACUGGGAUCCAUAUGUACCAAAGAUAUUUACAAGGAUUUUGAGAAGUUUGAAUCUUCCAGUGGGAAGCGGUCAAGUUUUAGUUCCAAGAUUCUUAACAAAUGCUUAUGAUAUAGGACAUGCAGUAAUGUGGAUCACAGCCAUGAUGGGUGGACCAAGCAAACUAGUACAGAAGCACUUGUCUGGAUUAUUCAAUAGCAUUGCAUCUUUUUACCAUCCUUCAAAUAAUGGUCGCUGGCUGAACAAGCUGAUGAAACUGCUUCAAAGGUUACCAAGUAGUGUUGUUAGAAGACUGCAUCGUGAGCGUUACAAGAAGAAGACUUGGCUAACUCCUGUGCCUGAUAGCCAUAAACUUACUGAUCAAGAUGUUACAGACUUUGUAGAAUGCAUUAUUCAACCUGUCCUUUUGGCUAUGUUUAGUAAAACUGGAAGCCUAGAGGCUGCUCAAGCGCUACAAAAUCUUGCACUAAUGCGUCCUGAGUUAGUAAUUCCACCUGUACUUGAAAAAACAUACCCUGCACUAGAGACAUUGACAGAACCUCAUCAGCUCACAGCUACUUUAAGCUGCGUAAUUGGAGUAUCUCGUAGUCUGGUGUCUGGGGGCAAGUGGUUUCCUGAAGGUCCAACACACAUGCUACCUCUGUUGAUGAGAGCAUUGCCUGGUGUGGAUCCAAAUGACUUCAGUAAAUGCAUGAUCACAUUCCAGUUUAUUGCCACAUUUUCUACUCUGGUGCCUUUGGUAGAUUGUUCAUCUGUGCUGCAAGAGAGAGAUGAUCUCACAGAGGUGGAGAGAGAAUUGUGCUCUGCUACUGCUGAAUUUGAAGAUUUUGUUCUGCAGUUUAUGGACAGAUGUUUUGGACUCAUAGAAAGCAGCACACUAGAACAAACUAGAGAGGAGACUGAAACUGAGAAGAUGACUCAUCUAGAGAGUUUAGUGGAAUUAGGUCUCUCUUCCACAUUCAGUACAAUCCUCACUCAGUGUUCAAAAGAGAUAUUUAAGGUUGCCUUGGAAAAAGUUUUUAACUUUGCUGUUUCAAAUAUAUUUGAGACAAGAGUUGCUGGUCGGAUGGUUGCUGACAUGUGCCGGGCUGCAGUAAAAUGCUGCCCUGAGGAAUCUCUGAAGCUCUUUGUGCCCCAUUGCUGCAGUGUUAUAACUCAUCUUACCAUCAAUGAUGAUGUCUUGCAUGAUGAAGAGCUAGAUAAGGAGCUACUCUGGAACCUUCAGCUUUUGUCAGAGAUCACUCGAGUGGAUGGAAAGAAGUUGCUGCCAUACAGGGAGCAGCUUGUGAAGAUUCUCCAGCGAACCCUACAUUUAACCUGUAAGCAGGGUUACAUUCUGUCUUGUAACCUACUGCACCAUCUUCUUCGUUCUACUACACUUAUCUACCCCACAGAAUACUGCAGUGUGCCAGGUGGCUUUGACAAGCCUCUUUCUGAAUACUUUCCUAUCAAGGACUGGGGUAAACCAGGUGACUUGUGGAACCUGAAUAUCCAAUGGCAUGUUCCUUCGUCUAAGGAAAUAACCUUUGCCUAUUACUUACUGGAUUCUUUUCUUCAGCCGGAGCUCACCAAGCUAGAGCACUAUGCAAAUGGAAAGCAAGAAAUGUCCAGAGAUGAUGUACAGCAGUGUCUCACUAUAGUGCACAACUGCCUAAUUGGUUCGGGGAACAUUCUACCUCCUCUAAAAGGAGAGAGGAUAGCUCACCUGGUUCCAAGUUUGGUGUCUUUGGAAGAGACAAAACUUUACACUGGCGUUAACUAUGAUGUAUCGAGAGAGAACCACAGAGAAACCAUGGCUAGGGUCAUAAGGAAACUGCUGCACUAUAUACUCGACAACUCAGAAGAUGAUACCAAGUCCUUGUUUCUAAUCAUAAAGAUCAUUGGUGAUCUCUUACAAUUCCAAGGGUCUCACAAGCAUGAGUUUGACUCCCGGUGGAAGAGCUUUAACUUAGUGAAGAAAUCGAUGGAGAACAGGCUUCGAGGAAAGAAGCAGCAUAUUCGAGCCUUGCUCAUUGACAGAGUCAUGUUGCAGCAUGAGCUGAGAACUCUAACUGUUGAAGGCUGUGAAUAUAAAAAUAUACACCAAGACAUGAUCAGGGAUCUUCUGUGUUUGUCUACAAGUUCCUAUGGUCAGGUCAGAAAUAAAGCUCAGCAAGCAUUCUUCACAGCACUGGGAACAUACAACUUUUGUUGCAGAGAUGUCAUUCCUUUGGUUUUGGAGUUUUUGCGGCCAGACCGACACGAUGUUACUCAGCAGCAGUUUAAAGGUGCCUUGUAUUGUCUUCUUGGAAACCACAGUGGAGUAUGCCUGGCAAAUCUUCAUGAUUGGGACUGUAUUGUACAGACUUGGCCAGCAAUUGUUUCCUCUGGACUUAGCAAAGCUAUGUCUCUGGAAAAGCCAUCUAUAGUGAGACUCUUUGAUGACCUAGCAGAAAAGAUCCACAGACAGUAUGAAACAAUUGGAUUGGACUUUUCAGUUCCAGAGAAAUGUGUUGAGAUAGCCAUUCUAAUGCAAAAGGCAAAAAACCCAAGCGCCAGCGGGAUGAUGCUUAGUUCAGAAGAGAUUCAGUUAGGAAUUCAACGACAGAAAGAAAAGAAUGCUGAGGCCUUGCAAAACUAUGAAAAUUUGAUCAGCAUGCUGUUAAAUUGUGUGAAUCAAAGAAAUCUCCCCUGGAAGUUUGAACACAUAGGCAUUGGCUUUCUGUCUCUCCUCCUGAGGGAUGAUAGGGUACUGCCUGUCCAUGCCAUAAGAUUCUUUGUGCAGUGUCUCAACCACGAUGCAAUAGUGGUUCGCAAGAUGGCUAUCUCAGCUGUUGCUGGCAUCCUCAAGCAGUUGAAGAGAACCCACAAAAAGGUGUCCAUCUGCCCUUAUGAAGUCAGUGGAGUCCCCAAGCCUUCCAGCAUUCAGGCUGGUGACAGACCUGAUAACCAGUGGCUGCAUUUCGAUAGUGAAAGUUUACCAAAGACUAAACAAGCUUGGGAGUCAUGUUGUUUUGUGGAGAAAACACACUGGGGAUACUAUACCUGGCCUCAAAAUAUGGUAGUUUAUGCUUCUGCUGAGCAACAACCAAAGCUUGGGAGGAGGAGAGAGGAGUUGUUAGAGGCAGAACAAAUCAUAUAUGAUCACUUUUCCGAUCCAAAAUUUGUUGAGCAGUUAAUAAAGUUUCUAUCUCUAGAAGACAGAAAAGGAAAAGACAAAUUUAAUCCUCGCAGAUUUUGCCUCUUUAAGGGCAUAUUCAGAAACUUUGAUGAUGCCUUCUUGCCAGUUCUAAAGCCCCACUUGGAACAUCUGGUAGCAGACUCUCAUGAAAGUACCCAACGAUGUGUAGCUGAGAUUAUAGCUGGUCUGAUAAGAGGCUCUAAACACUGGACAUUUGAAAAGGUAGAGAAACUUUGGAAGCUUUUGUGCCCACUACUUCGAACAGCUUUAUCCAAUAUUACCGUGGAAACAUAUAAUGAUUGGGGAACAUGUAUAGCAACUUCCUGUGAGAGCAGAGAUCCUCGGAAACUGCACUGGUUAUUUGAGCUGUUGUUGGAGUCUCCUUUGAGUGGUGAAGGAGGAUCAUUUGUAGAUGCAUGCCGACUCUACGUAUUGCAAGGUGGCCUUGCACAGCAAGAAUGGAGAGUACCAGAGCUGUUGCACAGGUUACUAAAGUACUUGGAACCUAAACUCACCCAGGUUUACAAAAAUGUCAGAGAAAGAAUAGGAAGUGUUUUGACCUACAUAUUCAUGAUAGAUGUUUCCUUGCCAAAUACUGCUCCAACAAAGUCUCCUCAUGUCCAUGAGUUCACUACACGAAUACUUGAAAAACUCAAACCUCUUAUGGAAGUGGAUGAAGAAAUUCAGAACCAUGUUAUGGAAGAGAAUGGAGUUGGUGAACAAGAUGAGCGAACUCAGGGCAUUAAACUCUUGAAAACCAUCCUGAAGUGGUUGAUGGCAAGUGCAGGUCGGUCCUUCUCCACAGCUGUCACAGAACAACUCCAACUCUUACCUUUGUUUUUCAAGAUUGCACCAGUAGAAAAUGACAAUAGCUAUGAUGAACUCAAAAGAGAUGCUAAGAUGUGUUUAUCACUAAUGUCUCAGGGAUUGUUAUAUCCUCAACAAGUGCCUUUGGUACUCCAGGUGCUAAAACAAACAGCAAGAAGCAGUUCUUGGCAUGCUAAGUACACAAUACUGACCUACCUCCAAACUAUGGUAUUUUAUAACCUCUUUAUCUUCCUCAACAAUGAAGAAGCAGUCAAUGACAUAAGAUGGUUGGUUAUAAAACUUUUGGAAGAUGAACAGCUUGAGGUGAGAGAAAUGGCUGCUACCACACUGAGUGGUCUGCUACAGUGCAACUUCCUCACUAUGGAUAGCCCUGUGCAGACUCACUUUGAACAGCUCUGCAAGACAAGACUACCAAAAAAGAGAAAGCGAGACCUUGGCACAGUGGUGGAUACCAUUCCUUCUGCAGACUUGGUUAAGCGCCAUGCUGGUGUGCUUGGACUUAGUGCAUGUAUUUUGUCAAGCCCUUAUGAUGUACCAACUUGGAUGCCCCAGCUUCUGAUGGACCUCAGUGCCCACCUUAAUGAUCCUCAGCCUAUUGAGAUGACAGUAAAGAAAACACUGUCCAAUUUCCGGAGGACACACCAUGACAACUGGCAGGAGCACAAACAGCAGUUCACUGAUGACCAGCUGCUUGUCCUUACAGACCUCUUAGUAUCACCAUGCUAUUAUGCUUAAAUAGGUUCUUCUUGGAAAAAAUGAGGACCUAGAAACAUUUCUGCAAAAAUAAAGGAAACUCAAAACUAA
Emys orbicularis (European pond turtle) is the source of this 5446-nucleotide messenger RNA. RefSeq names its product proteasome activator subunit 4 (gene PSME4). Gene Ontology annotation, molecular function: peptidase activator activity; proteasome binding. Lineage: Eukaryota; Metazoa; Chordata; Testudines; Emydidae. The coding region runs from base 188 to 5377 and encodes 1729 amino acids. The record is from RefSeq and is a predicted model, not a curated record. Gene Ontology annotation, cellular component: nucleus; cytosol; spermatoproteasome complex. Gene Ontology annotation, biological process: proteasomal ubiquitin-independent protein catabolic process. The transcript has 47 exons.